Messenger RNA from Menidia menidia (Atlantic silverside), 9432 nucleotides. Lineage: Eukaryota; Metazoa; Chordata; Actinopteri; Atheriniformes; Atherinopsidae. The record is from the annotation of a GenBank genome assembly.
AUGGCUGGUUGUCUGCAAAGCUCCAAACUUUGUAAAAAGCAGUCAUCUUUUAGAUGUCUGCUUCUUAUUUUUUCGUUCGCUUCCUGUUUUUCCACGGCGCUCUCUCAAUCGUUUGAUCAAGCUCACCUGUAUUACCACAGAUCUCGACCUAAUGAAGACAAUAUCAUCAUUGCUAACAAUGAGAUCAGGGUGCCUUUUGGGAGGUCUGUGUUUUUGGACCCGAUCAAUGACCUGGUAACUGAAGUGCAGCCUGGGGACCGUUGCCACAUCACAGUUUUGGACAAUGACCCACUGGCCCAGAAGCCGGGAAUUUUGAGCCCAAAAAAGUUCCCUUGUACCUUUGGAGCAGAUGAAGUGAAAUACACUCAUUUUGGAUCUCGGAGCCCCAGUCAGGAUCGUGUGAAGCUACAGCUUCGUUAUGACUCCCAGACAGACACAGUUAUCAUCCCUUUCAUGCUGGAAGUGGAGGUGGUAUUCCAGCAGCUUGAGAUUGUGACAAGGAAUAUGCCUCUCAAUGUUGAAAAGCUGAACGGGGACAGCAACCCCAUUGACAAAAAGGCUCUGGAGUUUUCCUAUGAGGAGGGUGUCACACAGUGCAAAAUAUCCACUCUUGUCGGCGCUGGAGGUGUUCCCAGGUAUGGCACUCUUAUGAAUGGCCCCACCAGUGGCCAGAUGGUUGAUUGUGAUGAGUUUGUAAAACUGGGCGUUCGCUACAAACACACCGCUAAAACCGAUUCACCAAACAGAGACUUUAUUCCCAUGAUGGUAGAGCUGCAGGAUAAUGAUGGCAACACAAUAAUGCAGGAGCAUUUCCAAAUGAUGGUUAGAAUUAGAGAGGGUGCAGAGAACACUGCCCCUAAACCCAGCUUUAUAUCCAUGAUGAUGAUGGAGAUUGAUCAGUUUGUGAUGACAGCUAUUACAAGUGACAUGCUGGCUGCUGAAGAUGUUGAAUCUGACCUAGAUGAUCUCAUUUUCAAUAUUACCUCGCCACUGAGCUCUCAACAGGGUUAUAUCAUCAGUACAGAUGAUCAAAACCUCCCUAUCACAUCUUUCUAUCAGAGGGACAUAAAAGAUCUAAAGAUAGCUUACAAGCCGCCAGCAGAGGACUCAGAACAUGAGAGAAUAUUCCAGCUUGAGUUUGAGAUUGUAGAUACUGAUGGUGCAGUGUCUGAUCCAUUUGCAUUUAUGAUUGUGGUUAAACCGAUGAACACCUUGGCCCCAGUUGCAACUAAAAAUACUGGACAGUUAUUAUUUGAAGGGCAGUCCAGAGCUCUCUCAAGCUUGCAGAACUUAGAGAUUAGUGAUGAAGAUAACCUGGAAGAUGUGAGAAUUACAGUUGUUGAUGGGUUAAAGCACGGAGACCUCACUGUGCUUGGGGCACGCAGGAAAUUCUUCACCCCCGCCGAUCUAGACACUGGCAUUGUUGUGUACCAGCAUGACGGUAGCGACACCUACAGUGACAACAUUAUUUUUAGAAUGACUGAUGGAAGUAAUGAAGUGGAAUUUUUGUUCCCUAUCACUAUUGCUCCCACUGAUGAUGAGCCCCCUAUUAUUAAUGCUAACACUGGCCUGGUGCUGUUCAAAAAUGAAGUCAUGCAGAUCUCACCCUUCAUUCUGAGUGCUACAGAUAUCGACUCGGAAGACUCCUCAAUUAAAUUUAUCUUGGAAGCACCAUACUCCAAACUGGGAGAGCUCCUGCUUAGGCAAGUUGAGCCACCUACUGACCCCACUCAAUGGAAGUUCAGUGAGACAGAUGAAAUGUUUGAGCAGGUGGUGACUGAGUGGUUUCAGCAGGAUAUUCUUGAUGGAAAACUGUUUUAUCGCCACACUGGACCGCAUAGCACCACCACUGUGAUUGAUCAGUUUGUGUUCCGCGUGCAGGAUGACAAUGACCCUCCUAAUCAAUCAGGUGAGCAUAUGUUCACUGUUAAAAUCCACCCUGUUGAUGACGUUGCCCCAGAGCUUUUCCCAGGAACCACCCUUAACAUGACAGUUCAGGAAUAUGAGCUAACAUUCUUCAGAAAAAAAUUCUUGUGUUAUACUGAUCUGGAUUCAGAUGACAGAGACCUGAAAUACUCUAUCACCAAAACACCAACCGACACAGAUGAGAACAAUCCAGCACCUUUAGGUGAAAUUGUACUUACUGAAAGCCCUGACACCGUAGUUACAGAGUUCACACAAGCUCAGGUUAAUCACCAUAAAGUAGCUUACAAGCCUCCAGACCAGGAGCUGGGAAUCACUCCAAAAGUGGCUCAGUUCACAUUCACUGUGGAGGACACAGCUGGAAAUACAGCAGAUGGGCAAUUUACCAUUUUCCUGCAGCCAGUUGACAACAAACCACCAAUUAUCAUCAACACUGGCUUCACUGUUAUGGAAAGAAGUGCUUAUAUUAUUACCAGAAAGGAGCUGGACGCCUCUGACACAGACACAGAUGAUGAAAAUAUUAUAUUCACCUUGACUCAGAUUCCUCACUAUGGGCAGCUACAGUAUUUAGGGAUUGUCAUGUCAAAUGGGGAAACAUUUGUGCUCGAAGACAUUACCAGAGGCCACCUCGCUUACAUCCACGGAGGACAGGAAUCCCUCAGUGAUAUGAUCAAACUUGCUGUAAGUGAUGGCUUCCAUGAUGUGCCCAUUAUUGUUAGGAUCAAUAUCGAGCCAGUUGAUGAUGAGACUCCAACAAUUAUGCUCCCAGCUGGCCUGCUUGGAGCCUCUAUUGAUGUGUUGGAAAAUGGAGCAACAGAGAUUACAAGUAAUGUCAUUCAGGGUCGUGAUGAAGACACAGAUGACCUUAUGCUGACCUUUAUUGUUGAGGAACCCCCCAGGCUGGGUGAAAUCCUGGUCAAAGGAGUUGCAGCUGAGAGAUUCACUCAGGAGGACAUUAUCAAUGGGAUGGUAGUAUAUGCUCAUACAUCCGGCGAAAUCGGUCCAAUCAAAGACCAUGACUCUUUCAACCUAACUUUGUCUGAUAUGUCUGAUCAGUGGGUUGUGGGGGGCAACAAGGUCCAAGGUGUAACAGUUCACGUCACCAUCCUUCCUGUUGACAGCAUUCCACCCGUUGUCAGUGUUGGUGGGCAGUUUGUUGUGGUGGAAGGGGAAAAGAAUGUCAUUACCUUUAACCACAUUCAGGCUGAGGAUGUUGACACCAAUGAUGACGAUAUCUUGUGCACCAUCAUUUCCCAACCAACAUCUGGCUAUGUGGAAAAUAUCUCCCCAGCAGCUGGCUCUGAGAAAUCAAGGGCGGGAACGGCCAUCACUGCCUUUACCAUAAAGGACAUUGGCCUCGGUCAUAUCUAUUACGUCCAAAGCAUUCACAAAGGUGUUGAGCCUGUGGAAGACCGUUUCACCUUUCGCUGCUCUGAUGGUAUUAACUUCUCUGAACGACACUUCUUCCCCAUAGUCAUUAUUCCAGCCAAUGAUGAAAAACCUGAGAUUUUUGUACGCGAGUUUGUGGUGCUGGAGGGUAUGAGUCUCAUUAUUGACAUGCCAAUUCUAAAUGCUGCUGAUGCUGAUAUCCCUGGCGAUGAACUACACUUUGAGAUCAUCAAAAACCCAAAGCACGGUGCGAUAGUUCAGCAGCUCAGCACUGGCACGAUCCCCGUAGUUAAGUUUAAUUUAGAGCAGAUCAAAGAAGCGUCCAACAUUGUCUAUGAACACGAUGACUCUGAAACCAAAGAAGACAGUUUUGAGGUCAGGUUGUCUGAUGGCAAGAACAAAGUCGAAAAAACUGUUCUAAUCAUGGUUAUUCCUGUUGAUGACGAGACACCAAGAAUGACUAUAAAUGAUGGGCUCGAUGUUGAGAUUGGAGAGACAAAACUAAUCAGUAAUAGGAUUCUAAAGGCAACAGAUCUUGACUCCGAAGACAAGGAACUAACAUAUGUUGUGCGUUUUGGCCCUGGUCAAGGAUACCUUCAGCGUAUCAGCCAAUUUGGUGAUGUCUUAGGGAAUAUAACCCUGGGAAUGAAUUUCACACAGGAUGAAAUUGACAAGCAACUUAUCCAGUAUGUACACACAGGCCAAGAGGGAAUCCGUGACCUGCUCAAAUUUGAUGUCACAGAUGGUAUCAACCCACUGAUAGACCGUUACUUUUACAUCAACAUUGGAAGCAUUGACAUAGUUUUCCCAGAUGUCAUCAACAAAGGUGUGACCCUCAAAGAAGGGGGAAAAGUCACUCUUACUACUGAUCUCCUCAGCACUACUGAUAUUAACAGCCCUGAUGAAUAUCUCAGCUUUAGCAUCACAAGAGCACCCAGCAGAGGACACUUAGAGUGUACUGACUACCCUGGUGUUCCUAUUUCCACCUUCACACAACUGCAGCUCGCCGGUAAUAAAAUCUACUACAUACACACGUCCGAUGAUGAGAUGAAAAUGGACAGCUUUGAGUUUGAGGUGACAGAUGGCUACAAUCCAGUUUUCAGAACUUUCAGAGUGUCUAUUACUGAUGUUGAUAACAAGAAACCUGUCUUGACCGUCAACAAGCUGGUUGUGGAGGAAGGAGAAACUAAGCUCAUCACGCCAUUUGAGUUGACUGCCGAGGACCGGGACACUCCUGAUAGCCUGCUGCGCUUCAUAGUCACACAGGUGCCGGUUCACGGCCAGCUGCUUUUCAACAACUCCAAGCCAAUCACAAGCUUUACCAAGCAGGACCUGAACGAGAACCUUAUCAGCUAUAAGCAUGAUGGGACUGAGACCAAUGAAGACAGCUUUUCUUUCAGUGUCACUGAUGGCACUCAUACAGAUUUUUACAUCUUUCCUGACACCGUAUAUGAGACACGCAAGCCUCAAGUGAUGACCAUUCACAUAAAUACAGUGGAUAAUGGUGUGCCACAGAUUGUUGUUAACAAAGCUGCUGCCUCACUGAAAGUCCUUCAGACAGGGCACCUAGGCUUCAUUUUCACCAGUAAAGUCCUUCGAUCAGAGGACAGAGACAGCCCUCAGAAAGUUCUGAAGUACACAGUGUCUGAGGCUCCACUGUACGGCUUCAUCAUGAACGCUGCGCUGGGGAAUGACAGCAUCACGACUUUCACACAAGCUGAUAUCAAUGAAAUGAAGAUCUGUUACGUGCUGUUGGAUCAGAGUAACGCCACAAGUGACAUCUUCUAUUUCACAGUCGAAGACAACGGUGGAAAUAAACUAAGACCUCAACCAUUCAGACUAAAUUGGGCCUGGAUUUCUCUGGAACAGGAAUUCUACUUAGUAGAUGAAGAUGCCAAAUUCCUGGAGGUGAAGCUGAAACGCAGAGGCUACCUGGGAGAGACCUCAUUUGUUAGCAUUGCAACUAAGGAUGGCACAGCAAAAGCCGACAAGGACUUCCGUGGCAAAUCUCAGAAGCAAGUCCAGUUCAACCCAGGGCAGACUACAGCUGCCUGGAGGGUGAAGAUCUUCACAGACCAGGAGUUUGAGACCUCAGAGACGUUUGAGAUACAGCUGUCAGACCCAGUCAUGGCAGUGCUGGAAUUUCCUGACUCAGCAACUGUGGAGAUUGUGGACCCUGGGGAUGAAUCAACCGUCUUCAUCCCUCAAGCAGAAUUCAAGAUAGAGGAGGACAUUGGGGAACUGUUGGUGCCGGUGAGGCGUUCAGGAGAUGCCAGCCAGGAACUUAUGGUCGUUUGUUACACUCAUCAAGGUACAGCCACUGGCACAAUACCCAGCACUGUUCUGUCCUACUCCGACUAUAUAACCCGACCAGAGGACCACACCAGUGUUCUGCGUUUUGACAAGGAUGAAAGAGAAAAAGCCUGCCGCCUCAUUAUCAUUGAUGAUUCCCUGUAUGAGGAAGAGGAGAGCUUUAAUGUCAGCCUGAGUAUGCCGAUGGGGGGCCAAUUGGGUGCCAAGUUCCCAUCAGCCAAAGUCAUCAUUUUGGCAGACAGUGAUGAUGAGCCUUCACUAUACUUUGGUGAGCCUGAGUAUGCUGUGGAUGAGAGUUCAGGCUAUGUUGAGGUAAAGGUCUGGAGGACAGGUACUGACCUGUCCAAGACUGCAACUGUAACAGUCCGCUCCAGGAAGAGUGAGCCUGUUUCUGCAGAAGCUGGACUCGACUAUGUUGGUAUUAGUCGCAACCUGGACUUUGCUCCUGGAGUGACGAUGCAGACGUUUCGGGUUACCAUCCUGGAUGACCUGGGCCAGCCAGAGCUUGAAGGACCUGAAACCUUUGACCUUGUUUUAAGGAUGCCCAUGAAUGCUGUGUUAGGCGAACCGAGCAAGACCACCAUCACCAUCAAUGAUACUAUCACUGACUUGCCCAAGGUUCAGUUCAAGGAAGGAAGCUACAAGGUGGAUGAGUCAGAUGGGGAAGUGAGGGCCACCGUGUACCGCAGCGGAGACAUCAGCCUCAGAUCCUCAGUGCGAUGUUACACCCGCCAGGGCUCCGCUCAGGUCAUGAUGGACUACAACGAGAGGCCGAAUACUGACGCAUCGGUUGUUACCUUUCUACCAGGUGAGUCUGAGAAACCAUGUGUGGUGAGCCUGAUGGAUGACUCGGUCCACGAGGAAGAUGAGGAGCUACGUUUGGUUCUGGGAAGCCCCAAGAGCAAGUCUCCAUAUGGAGCCUCUAUAGGGGAGCAGAAGGAAGCACUGGUCACCAUCACAGACAAGAAAGACAAGCCCAUUAUCCGUUUUUCUGAGAUCAAGUACAGUGUGCGUGAGCCUCAAGUAAAAGGCGAUGUGGCAGUAGUGAAGAUUCCUGUUCUGCGAUUUGGGGACACAUCAAAGGUUUCUGUGGUGAGGGUGCACACAAAGGAUGGCUCUGCAACCUCUGGAGACGAUUAUAACCCACUAUCAGAGGAUUUGGUGUUCAAGGAAGGCGAGACGGAGCAUUUUGUGGAAAUUGAGAUCUUGUAUGAUGGUCAAAGGGAGAUGAGAGAAGCUUUUACAGUCCACAUGAAGCCUGAUGACAACAUGGUUGCGGAAAUACAGAUGAACAAGGCUAUUGUGUACAUAGAGGAAAUGGACAGCGUAGCAGAUGUUACCUUUCCAGCGGUUCCCGAAGUGGUGUCCCUGCUCAUGUAUGAUGACACAGCUAAAACCAAAGACAGGCCCUACCCCCCCAAUGGAUACCCUGUUGUGUGUGUGACUGCCUGCAACCCAAAAUAUCACGACUUUGAUAAAACAGGUUCAAUCUGUUCAGCGGAGAACAUCAACGAUACUCUAACCCAGUACCGGUGGCUGGUGAGCGCUCCCACUGGAUCCGAUGGAGUGACCAGUCCAAUGAGGGAGGUGGAUACAAACACCUUCUUCACCAACACCAAGUCAAUAACGUUAGAUUCAAUCUACUUCCAAGCUGGUUCCCGGGUUCAGUGUGCAGCAAGAGCCUUCAACGCCAAUGGAGAUGCUGGUCUGGAACUAUCCAGUACCAUUGUUGUGAUCAGCAAAGAUGAGGGAAUGUGUCAGCCUCGCAUCCCAGGUACUGUUGGAGCCGAACCUUUCUCUGCUAAGAUCCGCUACACAGGUCCAGAUGAUCCAGACUUUCCAAACCUUAUCAAACUGACCAUCAACAUGCCUCACAUGGACGGUAUGUUGCCGGUGAUCUCUACUAGACCUCUGUCAAACUUUGAGCUUACACUGAGCCCAGAUGGCACACGUGUGGGCAACCACCGCUGCUCCAACCUGCUGGACUUCAAUGAAAUCCAAACCGGCCACGGCUUCAUCACGGAUGCUACCAAAAACCCUGAAAUUAUUGGGGAGACUUCACCCUACCAGUACAACCCCAUCAUGCGGUCAACCAAUUCCCUCCGCUUUUACAGAAACCUCAACUUAGAGGCCUGCCUCUGGGAGUUCAACAGCUACUACGACAUGUCAGAGCUGCUAAAUGACUGCGGAGGUUCUAUAGGCACUGAUGGACAGGUGCUGAAUCUGGUCCAGUCCUACGUUACCCUGCGUGUCCCUCUGUUUGUGUCCUAUGUCUUCCACUCUCCUGUGGCUGUGGGAGGCUGGCAGCACUUUGACCUGCAGUCAGAGCUCAAACUCACCUUUGUGUAUGACACAGCUAUUCUGUGGCAGGAUGGUAUUGGCAGUCCACCGGAGGCUGAACUGCAAGGAGCCAUGUAUCCCACCAGCAUGCGUAUCAAUGAGGAGGGCCGUCUCGUGGUCAACUUCAAGACCGAGGCCCGCUUCAGGGGACAGUUUGUUAUGUCUCAUCCAGGAACCAGCAUAGCUUCCAUGGUGAUAUGUGCUGACCACCCUGGGCUGACGUUUACGCUGACCCUGGUCAGGACUGAGCCCACCUAUAACCAGCCCAUGCAGCAGUGGACUUUUGUUUCGGACUUUGCAGUGCGAGACUAUUCUGGGACCUACACGGUGAAGUUGGUUCCCUGCAUUGCGUCUCCCAAUGGAGAGUUCAGCAUCCCUCCUGUGUGCCACCCCAGAGAGCCACUUACGUUUGACGUGGACAUCCGUUUCCAGCAGGUGAGUGACCCGGUGGCUGCGGAGUUCAGCCUCAACACACAGAUGUUGUUGCUAUCCAAGAAAGAGCUGUGGCUCUCUGAUGGCUCCAUGGGCUUCGGAGACGGGACUGAUGCUGCUUUCUCAGAAGGCUCCACAAUUUAUGGCCGAGUAAUGGUGGACCCAGUCCAGAACCUGGGGGAUUCCUUUGCAUGCAGCAUUGAGAAAGUUUUCCUCUGCACUGGAGCAGACGGCUACGUUCCCAAAUACAACCCCACUAAUAAGGAGUUUGGCUGUCUGGCAGAUGCACCAUCUCUUCUUUUCAGAUUCAAGAUUUUGGACAAAGCCCAGCCUGAGACUCAAGCCUCAGUCUUCGGUGAUGUUGCUUUUAAGGCAUCUUUGGCCCAAGACACCCCUGGAGCUCUUCCUCUGGUCAGACAACCAGGCUCAGAUGGCUUCACACUGUCUUCAUCUCCUCUGUUCCAAGUGGCUGCCGGUCGAGAAUGGUUCAUCCACACUAUAUACACCGUCCGCUCAAAAGAAAAUGCCAAUCGCAUCAUAGGCAAGCGCAGCGUGGAGUAUCUCCAUCACAGCGUCUCUUCUGUUGAGCAGCCCCACUCCUCCAACACGGGCACCCGCCGCCGCCGUGCGGCCCCCGUUUUCUCCGGUCCGGCUCUGUCCCAGGACAUAGGUAUAGAAAACAACCGUGGCACCAACAUCCAACACAUUGCUCUGGACCGAACAGACCGCAUGGUGGUCAGCCAGCGGCAGCCCUGGUCUCCCAAUCGUGGCGACCCCUUCCUGGAGCGCCCCCUGUUGGAGAGUUCAGGCCGAGAGCCAGCCGACAGCUCCUUCUUACCCAUGGUGGUGGGCAUCGCAGGUCUGCUCCUCCUCAUCUGCCUCAUCGCCAUUCUCGUUAUUCUUCUGUUGAGGCGCAAGAGGAAGGAAAAGAAGAAUAAAUUCCCUCCGUACAAUGCCUCCUCCUCUUCUGCUUACGCUAGCUACUGCCAAGGCCCGGCAGGUAUGUGGAGCAGCUCAGACAGCUCAGAGGUCUAA